UGUUCCUUGGGGCACUUUGUCCCCUGAAGAGCAAGCUUUUAUAUUUUACAAGAAGCGUUCACUCCGUUCGACUUCCUUUCUAAAUACUGGACUCCAAAUGAUAAGGUCCAAACAUAAUACAAAAAGAUUGUUGCUUUCUUGGUUUACCAGAGGACCCCUCCUUUCCUGAGAAGAUGCCUACCGCGAAGAAGACCCUGACGUUCUUAUCGAGCUUUCUCACAAGCUUCGGGGCGUUCAUCGUAGUGUGCGCCAUGCUUGGGACCCAAGAGUGGGUCCGCAGCAGAAUCGCCGUCAGCGACUCGUCCUCCAACGGUACUCUCGUUGUCGUCUAUGGACUCUUUCGUGGGAACAGUCGUCAGGAAUUCAGUCAUGGACUUGAGGAGUCAAAGAAGGGCUUUGGAGUUCUAGAGAAACUGAACAGUUCUUCCCAAAGAACGCUGCAUUUGGUGGUUAUCCUGGUCCUGGUCCUCAGCCUGUGCUCGCUGCUGCUCAGCUCCGGGCUCACCUUCUACAACAGCAUCAGCAACCCCUAUCAGACGUUCUUGGGGCCUGUGGGCGUGUACACCGGGAGUGGACUUGGUGCUUUCUUCGUUUUCGUGGCCAUGAUACUGUUCGUGGGGAACACACAAUCCAACCAUCUCUCGGAAGACCUGGCCCGGACGCUGUACCCCUUGUAUCCGGCGGCCGCCUACGGAGGAACGACCCACAGCUACGGGUACUCGUUCUGGCUCACGCUGCCUGUCAUUCUUCUAAGUAUUGACUCCGUGGUCAUCGUUGUUUUCUACCAGAAAGCCAGAUACCAGCGAAAGCAGGAGCAGAGAAAGCCCAUGGAAUGUGCUCCAAGAGAUGGGAUUUUAUUCUGAAUUUGACGUUUUGUUGUUUAGCGAUUAGGUCUAUUCUAUCGUACGUCAGCUCUGGAGCAGUGACUGGCUCGCUUGUGGGCACAAUCAGCAAGGUUAAGUGCGGCCCUGGUUGACUGCCACUUCGUGAUCGUUUUGUAUCUCAUGACACCCCAUAAAUGAUGUCACCCUGCAAGGGUUCUUCCCACUGGGGUAGGGAAGAUGAAGGGGAAAUCUCUGCAGUCCACGCAGCAUUCAGCGCGGUAGAAUGACCCCAAGGCUAUGGAACCCCCCGACCUGGUCCCACUCUCUAAGACAAUAAAGGUUUGUGGCUUAGACCUUUCCUUUAAGUAGCUCAGAGCACGUGAGCCCCUAGCACCUCUUUCUCCUCAGGAGGGACCAGGUACUUUUAUUCCACUGUAUGAAUGAAGACUUCAGGUACAGAGAGACUCAGAACUCAUCUAUCCAGGACAAGGUGUUGGAGGCAAAAGGUGGGCAAAAGUCUGGAAUAAACACCCUGGUCCUUUGGACCCCUGGUUCCUGACAUAAUCCAAACCCAGUGGUGGGUAGAAGUGCUGACAUAUGACCUUCAAACCUAUUUUUGAGGUUCCAAGGAGAGAUUUUGGUAUGGAAGAGAGGAGGAAGUGAGAAGAUUUAAGAUAAAAAUUAUAAGCCUAUAGGCUUCACACGAGGGAGGCUAAAUGUAUUUUUAGUUUAAAAGCUUUAUGGUGAGACAGUCAAAAGGGAAAUGUAACGUUGCAAUGAGUUGUAGGAAUAAGCCUUUGCUGUGCACAUGGUAGGGCUGGCCGGAGUCGAUCAGCCAUCAGCGAAUGCCCGUCCGGCCAGAGGUCGAGAGCACCGGGUUUGCAGUGAAGGCUGGGCAGAUGGAGGACACAGAGCCACAGAUGCUGGCUGCCCUCUAAGAACGGGUGAGUCAGACUGGUUUGCAGACUCAGAAGAACUCAGGGGGCCACCAGGAAGAUUCUGAAGACCUCUAGAAUGGAUUAGACCUACUUGGCCAGUAGGAUAUACUUCCAGAUAGUCCCUUUGAGGGUCUUUUGUGAUUGACUCUCCCACAAGUCAGCCCGGUUGAACACUGACAGGAUUCUGAAAUCAUGACCCGUCAUGUCUUGAUUGAACCAAAGUCAAACGGAGCAGAAAUUUAGUGUAAUUUACACUCAGUGUAACUUACAAAGCAGCUGCUCUUUGGACGGAAAGAUCUUUAUGAAGCUAUUUCGGAUUCACAACUUCUUAUCUACUAUUUUUUAACAAUCUGUCUUAGAAUUAAUAUUCUUCACUCAAGAAAUGCCCACCGAAUGCAUCUGAUGUGAUUAGCCGUGCGCUAAUGCGGCCGGGCUUACUGUGGAGAAGUCAAGACAGGCAUUCCAAGAGCCGCUGUUAAAUUCCACAUCAAACAGGGACUUAGUCACCAGACUGCGCCCAUCCUCUGAAAGGUCAGUCCUCUAUAACCGCCCACCCCCAAAGUCAAGGUCACGCUAACAAAUUAACUUGUUGUGAAACUUGGAACCUAUUAAAAUUAUGAUUCUCAACAGUGAAAAUAGUUCUAAAUCCUUUGAGGCUAAAAACAUUUAUGUUCUUUGAAGUUUGCAUUUUGGAUCAGAUUUUGAUAGUGUGGGAAGGUAAUAGAAGAGGAAAGGGGUAGGGGUGACAAUCCGUGCAAAUGAUCGCUGAGGCCAGGGCUCACACCCCGGGUUAGUGCAAAGGACACUACAAGAUACAGAAAACACGUUUACUCGUCUCAGAGUCUGAGCGGCCCUCGGUUUCUUUAGGGCACAAACUGUCUCAAUCCUUAUACCACAAUGACCUUUAAGAAACCACUCAGAACAGCUACAGGGAAGUACGUGUCACAGUUCUGGGGAUGACGAGCCUAACUCUCUCUUACUGUGUCUGAAGGUAGAAGGUCAUGAAACUGUGUGUGUGCGUUCCUUAGAAAUUCUGUUAAGGAAGAACAAAGUUUGCAGACUACUCAGAGAUGCAGACGUGACUUCAUAGAAGUACAUUACAUUUGCUGUAGUGGAACCACGUAAAACACCAUUUUCAAAGUCCGAACUAUUCUGUGGAAUUAGAGUGUUCUAGCAGUCAUGAUAUGACCCACUAAUCAACCCGUGUGGCCCCACUGCGAUGAGCUGGAUGACAAGGUUCACCCACAUUUGCAAAAUAAAUAAACCUUAUAGAA
This is a messenger RNA of Neogale vison (American mink), 3036 nucleotides long. RefSeq names its product clarin 3 (gene CLRN3). The record is from RefSeq and is a predicted model, not a curated record. NCBI's taxonomy places the organism in Eukaryota, Metazoa, Chordata, Mammalia, Carnivora, Mustelidae. The transcript has 3 exons. Bases 174 to 863 code for a protein of 229 amino acids.